Messenger RNA from Penicillium lagena, 1941 nucleotides. RefSeq names its product transcription factor domain-containing protein. The record is from RefSeq and is a predicted model, not a curated record. The transcript has 6 exons. Gene Ontology annotation, molecular function: zinc ion binding; DNA binding. Lineage: Eukaryota; Fungi; Ascomycota; Eurotiomycetes; Eurotiales; Aspergillaceae. Gene Ontology annotation, biological process: DNA-templated transcription. Bases 1 to 1941 code for a protein of 646 amino acids.
AUGCAAGUCGACCCGUCUGCUCGAACGGCGGCCCAUACUAAUCAACACCUAGAUGAGCGAAAAUGGCGCGGCAGCCGGCCCAGCAAGGCCGGCGAUCUUCGCGCAGCAUCAGGCCCCCACUACGGUGAAGUGACAAAAGCUAUUGCAGCUGAACCGAGCUACAAUCGCGAGCUACUCUUUGAACUUUUUGAGACGGUUCGCCGGGCGGAUCGGAGCCAUGAACAGGAACUCCUUGAGAUGAUCCAGGAUCGCAAGCCUGCGCAGCAACUCCGUGCCUUUCUCGACGGAAUGUUAGCGAAUGCAGGACUGUCUGAAUUGAAUAAACAAAUAAUUUCAUCUGGCGCUAAACGCAGAACAGCGAUCGAGAAUGACGCGCCCUCAGUUCGUCCCAUGGUUAUGGACAUUCACUAUUUGUGUGACAUUGUCCCAUUUACUGUUCCUGCAAAACCGUGGACAACAGUCACGGACAGCGACGACUUGGUCUCACAUUUAGUGUCUUUGUACCUGACUUGGGGUUACCCUUUCUACGCUUUUUUCUGUCGUGAAACUUUUGUUAAGCACAUGAGAUCCGGUCGACUGAACUCAGACUUCUGUAGUCCUUUUUUAGUGAAUGCUCUCCUCGCCAAUGCGUGUUUCUACUCAGAUUACUCGGAGGCAUAUAGCUUGCCCGGAGACGUGAAAAGGAAAGGGGCUCAUUUUCUGGCCGAAGCCGAACGGCAUCUGAAAUCACAUCAAUUUGAGAGCGGAAGCGAUAUCCGUCUGGCUUCUUUACAGGCAUCACUGCUGCUAUAUGAAAGGUACUCCAUGGAUGGUACCGACAAUUAUGGAUAUGCAAUGCUCCAUAGAGCAAUAGGGAUGGCGGAGUCACUUGGCAUUGUGAACAAUACUAGAAAGCCACGCCUGGAAGAACCGUAUAUGUCUAAGGACAUGAUAACAUCUCUCAAGCGAACUGCAUGGGGUUUGUUUCAGAUUGAUACAAUCGUUCACAUGAACUUCCUCAGACAGAGCCAUAUAAAGGACGUGAACGUGGACCGCAUUGACCGUGAUGAAACGCCCGAGGACGAAUUAUGGAUACCAUAUCCAGUCCAAAGCAAACCCCGAAAUUCUUACAUGAGCUUGUAUUUUGAUGAGGCAUGCAAGCUAUCUUACAUCGCAAGGGAUACAGCUUGGGAGAUGCCGCACGCGCUCAAGGAUGUGAAGCUCAAGCAGGAGGUGUACGGUCGGCUGCAAGAUUGGAGACGAGAGCUGCCCCUGAUAUUCAACCCGAGAGACAACCCAGCACCGUAUAUCCUCAUCCUCAUGAUGCGCUAUCACACGCUCGUGAUCAACUUGUGGUGUUAUGAUCUCCAAGAUAAUUUGGCAAUCAUAGAAGCAAGCGAAGACACUCCUGAUUCAGCUAACCCGAAUAAUUAUGCCAUCAAGACCGCUCUAUCCUCUGCGCGAGAAAUUGCCUAUAUUAUCGAAGUAUACAGAGAGGCAUAUGGGCUGAUAUAUUGCCAUCAGUUUUCCAUGUAUGCUAUCAAUGUGUCACUGUUUUGCAUGCUUGCACAAGACUCUUUUGAUAUCUUGGAUUCCGAUUUCUUAAGCCUUACAAGUGCGUUUUCCACCGUUGCUUGCCGUACGAGGGUGGGGAGGCAUCUUUUCCAUGCAUUCAAAUUGGCCGUCCGCUCCCGAACCCAUGGCGGACAGACGCUUAGCACGGAUGAUGCCUCACCUGUGGUCAGGGAACUUUUUGGGCCGCGUGAAAACUUACGCGAACCAGACAGGUGGGAUCACUAUGCGGAAGGGUUGGCAGAGGUGGAGGGUGGGGCGAGCUUCCUCAGAGAACUUGAUAUGGAUCCUGUUGUACCUGGAUUGCUCGACAUGCUCAAAUGGUACGAGAAAAUGAGCAUUGGGAAAGAACCCCGGUGGAGAGGAAAUAGUCGAGACCCUGCUUUCUAA